CCACCCUCCCCUGCGCCUGUGGGAGCACCCAUGGCAGCCAGGACCGUUGGGUGUAGCGGGGACAAGUCUCGUCCCCGGGGCUGCAGGGACACUGGGUGACAGCGGAGGGGGCUGGUCACAGUUGGAGGUGCUGCUGUGAUUUAAUCCCAGCAGGCUGCUCAGCCCCCCUCGACUGCUCACUCACACAGACACCCCCGGUGGGAUGGGGUACAAAAUGGGGAAAGAUAAAAUGGUAAAAGGGACUUAACUGACCGAUCAGCUUAAUAGGAAAAAUGUGGAUGUCCUAUAGUCCAGGGUAUCCCGGGGGUGGGGGGGGGAGAGGGGGAGUGCAGAGCUGUUCCAUCCACGUCCCCUCCCAAUUUCUAUGCACCCCCAAUGCUCUCACUCGCUGGUGGGGCAGCAGGAGGAGCAGAAAUGUCCUUGGAGCUCUGUGAACAUGGCUCAGCCAAGAUCAGACGCUCCUGGGUUAUCAGCGCUGCUUUCAGCACAACUCCAAAACAGUCCCGCCCUGGCUCCUGUGGCAAAAUGACCUCUAUCCCAGUCAAACCAGUACAGAACCCAGGGGACCUGGAAGCUGGGAACAGGUGCAAGGUGCUGGGGAAACCAGGCACAGCGAGUUUGGGGUGGGUGUGGGGCAGCUGAGGUCAUGGUGUGUCCACGGGCAUGGGGACAGGGAGGGGACGGCAAUUGUCCUGUGUUUAAUUUGCCGGCACAAAGAGCCGGCUCAGCUGGCAGCGAGACCCUUCCCAAGGGCGAAUGGCUCCGGGGCAGAGGCAGUUCGGCGGGGUGCUGGCUGUGGGACCCCCGUGUCGCCCCUUCACGCUCCUCACCCGAAUCCACCCGACGCGUGCUGCCUGCGCUGCCCGUGCCUCCUCCGCCCCCUGCCCGCCCCGCAGCUGAACUCCCGGCCCCGGCCCCUCCGCACCCCGGCAGAUGCGAGCGGAGGCCCCGGAGCAGAUGGCAACAUUUGGUAGCCGAGUGGUCCCUGCCUGCGGGACUUUGCUGGGCUGUGCUGGCCAUCCCUCCUGGAAGCCCCCUCCUCACCCAGCCAGGGCUAGGCUCUAGCUAGCCUUGACUGCGAGCCAGCACGUGCCAGGGGGUGCAGCACGGAUCCCAGGGUGGGCACACUGCCCGUGCCAUGGGGGUGACAGGGUGGCAUGGAAAGACUGACAGCCCAGAAAAGCAGGGGUCUGUCCUUGAGUGAGGCCCUAGUGAGACCCACCCCCUAAUAUCUUCCAUGUGUGAGCAGUGGGGAUGGUCUGCCUGGGCAGGGGGUGGCUGCUGCUCCAUUGCUGGGGGACAAGGGGACCCCCUCACUCCAGGGACUGCUGGCCACCCUAUUUGAGAGAGUAUGACCCCCAGACUUGGGGACCUGCUGGCGGGUCUCAGCCUGGACCCUGGCAGCCCCAGCCCCAGCCCUAUUUGCAUUCCAUUUCCAUGUGAAAGGAGCAGGUCAAGUUGAAAGUGGAAAGGCUGGUGGGGGGCAGCAGGGAAGGGGCCGCUGCCGGAGGUGAGACCCCAACAAAAGGGCCGGAUCCCCAGGGCCCAGUGCUUGCCUGGCCAUGGGCUGCGGCCACGGCCCCACGGCAGCCGCCAUCUGCGGGUCUGUGCCGCCGCCACCACCGGCCAGACAAAGGCCCCGUGCCCGGCAUGUCCCCAUCUGUCACCUCCCUGGCUCCCGGAUCCCCGAGCAGAGACCGAGUGUGAACAUCCGGGUGCAGGGAACAUCAUUCCCUCUGCCCACAGGGAAUGGGGUGAUGCUGGGUGCAGCGGGUGCCUCCCCAUUCUGUCCCCGUGUUCCUUCUGGAGCAGCUCUGUGGAGCUCUUGCUGGGGAAACUGAGCCAGGAGCAGGUGGUGGUUUAUCCUGGGGCACGGCAACAGGCUGCAAUAAAACACUGGGAGUUAACACUCAAGAUGAAGGGGUUGGGGAGCUCUCAGGUCUGUGUGGGGGUGCCCACCGUGCCGAGCCCCAGCCCUGCGGCUUGGCAGGUGUUGCCAGGCACCCGUAGCUGCCUCCACCCAGCACUUCCAGGGGGGAAUUGGCUGCUGAGUGUGUUUUCUGCUCGCUGGCAGCUUAAUUUAACAUCCAGGAGGUCCUGGCAGUGGCACGAGGGUGUCUGUAGAAGGUGGGAGCAAAGGCACUGCCAGCACCUCGUUGUCCUUCUGCUCACAAACACCGUCCCUGUGUUCAGGGGCAGCGGUGGGGAUGCUGGGGGAGCAUUCCUGCAGGAGGCUGUGCUCCCGGGGCAUGUCCUGAGCUGCUCCCGGGGAGGGCGAGGCUUGGGGCGCUGCCGGAUCCAACGCCCCGCUCCAACGGGCCAGACGUGCCCGAGCAGCUCCUGCACCUCCUGCCUGUGCCCGCACGGCCUCGGCACCCGUGGGGGACGCAGCCCCCGGGCCCUGCCCUCGCCUACCGACGGGGAUUUUCUAGCUGAGCCCGUUGUGUGAAUCUGGGCUCAGGGCAGCCCUCUGGCUCCCAGACUGUGCUUCCCUUGGCCCCUCUCCCUCCACCAGCUCCUUGUCUUGCUGCAGGAGUGUUUGAACAAUGCAGGGCUGUAACCGAGCUCUGCAACAUGAGCCAAAUGCUCAUUCCCUCUGUGCAGAGCUGAACAGAGAUGCCUGUACCAUGGGGCAGGAGCCACCCUGCCUGGGCUGGGUUCAGACCAGCAGGUCCAAGUGGCUGCAGGCUUGGUGACCCUGUCUGUCACCUCCCUUCCUGCUAUCCAGUUUAUUUUCCUAUGUUUUGGAGUUUAUUGCUGCUGGGUGAGCGGAGAAACAAGAUGAGAUUUCCAAAUGAGAGUAGGCCGUGCCAACUGACCAUACCAGUGACAUGAGGGAAUCUGGGUGCCCACAUCAAGGCUGGGAAUUUCCCCUGUGUCCCUGAAGCCCUAACCCAGCACCAGCACCCUCUGCCCACAGCGAGCAGCGACAUCCAGAAGCAUUUUGGAUUUGUCACUGUGAGCACCUCGGGCCGUGUGUGCAUCCAGGCUGCCAGGCCGGCACCGCGGGCUGGACCGGCAGCUGGGACGUCACCGGGCACCCGUGACGCAGCUGGCACGGAGGAAUGCCCCGUGCUUUCCAUCCCAUGCGAGCGCUGAUUUGCCUCGGAGGGCGUCCUCGCCCGGCGCUGACUCAGCGGAGCCGCCGCAUGCAGAACCGCUCCAGCACCCGCCAGCCGCCAUCGCGCCGGGACACCGGCAGGACGUGGUGGGGACAGCAGGACACCGUCGGGACACCCUCGGAAAGAGAGCAGGGAGAAGAAGGGUGGCAGCUGAUCCGUGCCGAGGAGGCUCCCCCGCUGCAGGGCCAAUCCAGGUGAGCGGGUGACGGUGGCAGCUGCCGGCUCGGGGCUGCCACGGGAGCGAGCGAGGCCACAGCACAGCGGCUCCGCCCUGCCCACCACCGCGCCUGCCGACGGCGCCCGAGCCCCUCGCUGCCCGUGGCGGCCGCUCACCCGUGUCCCGCUGCCGGCACGGAGGAUGCCCGUCGAGGCGCUGCAAGCCGGUGACACCAUGAAGGGGGUGACGGUGCCUUUCACCUCGGCCAUGCCCGUCCGUAUCCUCCGCAAAGGGCCCGCGUAUUUCCGCCGGCACGCCGAGCCGGGGGCCGGGAAGCCCAGCGCAGUGGAGAGGCUGGAGGCCGACAAGGCCAAGUACGUGAAGAGCCAGAAGGUCGCCAGCACCAAGCAGGAGCCGGUGAAGCCGCUGCUGCUCAAGCAGCCCCUGUUCUCCCCCGGGGCGCGCCGGGCUGUGCUCACCCCCAGCCGCAGGGCGCCCCCGGGGCCGCGCCGCGCCGACGCUGCCAGCCCGAAGACCUCCCUUGACCUGGAGAUCCUCAACAACCUCAUCAACCUCUGUGACAGCCCCUUCCCCAAGGCGGAGAGCCCGCUGGGCAGGGAGUGCAGGUGGCGGGCGGAAGCGCCGGCCGUGGAGGCGGCUGUGAAGCCACCGGAGAGCCCGGCCGCCACCAAGCCCCCCGGCAGUGUGGCCGUGCGGAGGGUGGACGUCCGUCCCUGUGCGGCUCCGCGGAGCCCAGCGACACCGCUGCCCGCAUCCCCCAUGCCGGCUGGGCUGCCCGUGACCCCGUCGCGGGGCUCCCCCGCCCGCCCGGAGAGCGCCCGGCGGCAGCCGCUGCUGCACCGCUCCAAGUCGGACCUGAGCGAUCGGCUCUCGCGGGCCACCGCCGACCUGGAGCGCUUCUUCAACUACUGCGGCCUCGACCCCGAGGAGAUGCAGGACAUGGGCGCCGAGCGCUUCGCCCGCGCCAGCUCUGACAUCGUGUCUCUCAAGUUCCACAGCGUGAGCACGGCCAGCUCGGAGGGCGGCCGCUCGCCGCCCAGCGCCGCCACCCCCGAGGGCCGGCCGGCGGAGCGGGUGCCCUACGGCAUCUCCAUCAUCGAGCGCAACGCCCGCGUCAUCAAGUGGCUGUACGGGCUGCGCCAGGCCAGGGAGCCCCAGCAGGUCUCCGAUGUGUAGCAGUGCCGUGCUGGGCACCUGGGAUGGGUCGCUCAUAGGCGGGCAGUGCUGGAUGGGGACAAAGCGCUGGGAGGAGCAGGGAGCUCUUGGUGGUGACAGGACCCCUGAACUCAGCCCUGCUGUGCCACAGCAUCACUGGCCUGAUGUGGCCAGGGAUCAGACCCCUGUGCCAGCACUGGAGGACCAGAGCCCUGCAAGCUCGUGGGAAGGCAGAGGACACGUGUCCCUGGGUGUGGGGCUGGUCCUCAACACCCACAGGGCCUCAUGUGCGGCUGCCCUGCCUGUACUGCUGGCAGCUCCUGCCUGUCCUGCUCCUCACCAGCACCCUGGGGUGGGGUGCAAGGGGCUGGGUCCCCCUGCGUGGAGCAGGGACCCUGCACCAGUGAAGGAGCUGCCCCCUUGCAGCCUCCACAGAAGGGGUCCCACUGCCUGGGGUGGUGGCCACAUCCUGGUGGUCCCAUCCUAUUGCUGAAGAAAAGCCUGGUGCUUUGAGGGGUGACGGAGCAACCUGACCCCUGCUUCAAGCUGCCCAGGGCUGUGUGUCUGUGUGAGUGUCUGUGGGUGCCUGUGCUCCCCUUCCUGGCUGCCAGUGGGCAAGAAGUCCCCACCAUGCUGGGCCUGGUAUUUAUGAAGACAAUUCCUUUUUUCUACUGUUUUCCUUAUGUUUGGUCUGUAAAUAAUAAUAAUAAUUACAAUGCAGCCAGUUUUAUUAAACACCUGUGUUUUGGA
Messenger RNA from Passer domesticus (house sparrow), 5205 nucleotides. It is a transcript of the gene FAM110A, whose product is annotated as family with sequence similarity 110 member A. The record is from RefSeq and is a predicted model, not a curated record. The coding region runs from base 3481 to 4476 and encodes 331 amino acids. NCBI's taxonomy places the organism in Eukaryota, Metazoa, Chordata, Aves, Passeriformes, Passeridae. The transcript has 3 exons.